Molecule: messenger RNA, 1184 nt
Organism: Candoia aspera
Lineage: Eukaryota; Metazoa; Chordata; Lepidosauria; Squamata; Candoiidae
Gene: TIPIN
Product: TIMELESS interacting protein
Exons: 7
Coding region: 43-876 (277 amino acids)
Biological process (GO): replication fork processing; DNA damage response; DNA replication checkpoint signaling
Cellular component (GO): nucleus; replication fork protection complex
Molecular function (GO): DNA binding
Source: RefSeq, a predicted model, not a curated record
CCUUUUUUGAUCUUUUCAGUUUUUAGCACUUUUGGUGGCAAGAUGAUCGAUCCAAUUGAAAGCAAUUUGUUUGAUCUUCCUGAUUAUGAACACACCCAGGACGAGACCUUUCAGCCUCUACCACCUCCAGACUCUCCAGGGGGGGCAGCCAAAGAUGCCUUAGUCAAUGGAGAUCCAGAGGGAAAUCAGUUGCCACAAAGCAAGGAUUUCUCUGUGACCACAAGAAGAGCUGUUAAAAGAACAAUACCUAAACUAGAUGCUCAAAGAUUAGUUUCAGAGCGAGGACUACCAGCUUUAUGCACUUUGUUUGACAACGUAAAAUUCAGAGGUAAAGGUCAUGAGGAAGCAGACCUCAAGAUGCUUAUAAGGCACAUGGAGCAUUGGGCUCACCGGCUCUUCCCUCAACUUAGGUUUGAAGAGUUUGUCGACAGAAUAGAGAGCUUAGGAAAUAAAAAACCUGUUCAGGUAUGCUUAAAGAAAAUUCGACUUGAUCUACCCCUUUUGAAUGAAGACUUCAGAAGUAAUGAAGGUGAAGAUGAGGGCAACGGUAGACUUGACCCAUCCGCUGAGGAAUCAGAUUUCCUUUCUGAAACACAGAACACGAGAGAACAGUCAGGUUCAUCUUUAAGUACGGCGCUAACAGAGGAGCAGCAGCAGAGAAUGGAAAGGAACAGACAAACAGCCCUUGAAAGGAGACAAGCAAAAUUGCUGUUGAGUCCAUCUCAGGAUGAUGAGUUGCCUACAAAUGAAGAAAACAGCGCUGCUAUCGCUCAGGAAAAAGAUGGUGGCUGCGUAGACGCAGGCGGUGUCCCUUUUCAAGCUACGGAGAAGACGCAAAAUAGCAUAGAUCAACGACCUUUUAGCUGUUUGGAAUAGCUAUAGCAUAGUUUUCCUUUUACUGCAACUUUCGAUGCUCACGCUGGUUAAUUUUGGCAGCUGUUACAGAUUUCAGUAUUUUCUGUGAUGCCAACAUUUUAAAAAAGUGUUUUCAUUCCAGUUUGAAGAACACAUUGAGCUUUAAAGCAACAUUCGUAUAGCAAAUGUUAAUGAGAACAAUGCAUAAAAGUCAAAUGAUGUUAUAUUUCUACAAUUUAAAUCUUUUAUAACUUUCCCAUUGUGAAAUAUUUGUAAUUGCCCAUGUUUUGUACUAGAAAUGAAAAUAAUAAAUCUUGGAAACCAGAGCU